UGAAGUCCCCCUGCAAAAGUGAACGCUGUUCUGCGGUAAAGAUGGCGGCUGCAGAGGGGGCGCGUAGUGGCCGGAGGAAGACGGAGCGUCCCUGAAGGAGCAAGAAAACUGGGGCGAGGGAAACGAACGGCUCCGGGAAAUCUGCUGACUGUACCUGGGUUGCUGGGUGAAAGGAUUUCUUAUAUACUUUCGGGGAGGCUGGAAGAAGAGAAUAAGGAACAGGCCGCUCCGUUCCUGUGGGAUGUGAACCGGGAAGGGGGUGGGUUACGUCCCGUGGAAGAGCGCUACCGAGGUCUGGGGAUAUGGGACAACAGGUAGGCCGCGUCGGGGAGGGAUCCUCGACCGGACCCCAGCAGCCGCAGUCUCAACAGCACCAUCUGGUAAGGGCGAGUAGAGGAAGCGGCGUCGGGAGGAGACCACGGGAGACCGCUACCACAGGGACCCCGCCUGGUAGGACUACCGCUGUCAGCACACCGGAUCCGGGAAUCAAUAUUUUCACACAGCAUUCAGAGGCUCUGCACCGCCCAUACGGCCUCGAACCCGACUCCUCGGCUCUGACGGAAGCAGUGCGCUGGAGCUCCAAGGAGAACCUGCUGGGCGCCACGGAGAGCGACCCCAACCUUUUUGUUGCACUUUAUGACUUUGUGGCCAGUGGGGACAAUACCCUGAGCAUCACCAAAGGGGAGAAGCUGCGGGUGCUGGGCUACAACCAGAAUGGCGAGUGGAGCGAGGUGCGCUCCAAGAACGGGCAGGGCUGGGUACCCAGCAACUACAUCACGCCGGUCAACAGCCUGGAGAAGCACUCGUGGUACCACGGCCCCGUGUCGCGCAGCGCCGCCGAGUACCUGCUCAGCAGCCUCAUCAACGGCAGCUUCCUGGUGCGGGAGAGCGAGAGCAGCCCCGGCCAGCUGUCCAUCUCGCUGCGCUACGAGGGCCGCGUCUACCACUACCGCAUCAACACCGCCUCGGACGCCAAGGUGUACGUGACGGCGGAGAGCCGCUUCAGCACGCUGGCAGAGCUGGUGCACCAUCACUCCACGGUGGCGGACGGCCUGGUCACCACCCUGCACUACCCCGCGCCCAAGUGCAACAAGCCCACCGUCUACGGGGUGUCGCCCAUCCACGACAAGUGGGAGAUGGAGCGCACCGACAUCACCAUGAAGCACAAGCUGGGCGGCGGGCAGUACGGCGAGGUGUACGUCGGACUCUGGAAGAAGUACAACCUGACUGUGGCCGUCAAGACACUCAAGGAAGACACAAUGGAAGUAGAGGAGUUUUUGAAAGAGGCUUCAGUCAUGAAAGAAGUCAAACACCCCAAUCUGGUGCAGCUGCUAGGCGUGUGCACUCUAGAGCCGCCGUUCUACAUCGUGACGGAGUACAUGCCUCAUGGGAACCUGCUGGACUACCUGCGGGAUUGUGACCGCGAGGAGGUGAACGCUGUGGUGCUGCUCUACAUGGCCACGCAGAUCUCUUCUGCCAUGGAGUACCUGGAGAAGAAGAACUUCAUCCACAGAGACCUGGCUGCGCGGAACUGCCUGGUGGGGGAGAACCACGUGGUGAAGGUGGCGGAUUUCGGGCUGAGUCGGCUGAUGACCGGGGACACAUACACUGCUCACGCUGGGGCCAAGUUCCCCAUCAAGUGGACUGCGCCCGAGAGCCUAGCUUACAACACCUUCUCCAUCAAAUCUGAUGUGUGGGCCUUUGGCGUGCUGCUCUGGGAGAUCGCCACCUAUGGCAUGUCUCCUUACCCAGGCAUUGACCUGUCCCAGGUGUACGACCUGCUGGAGAAGGGGUACCGCAUGGAGCAGCCCGAGGGUUGUCCGCCGAAAGUGUACGAGCUGAUGAGAGCCUGCUGGCAGUGGAGCCCUUUGGACAGGCCUUCGUUUGCUGAAAUACAUCAGGCUUUUGAGACCAUGUUCCACGAUUCCAGCAUCUCAGAAGAGGUGGCGGAAGAGCUGUGUAAAACGGCAUCGACCACAGCUCUCGCCUUCAACCCCCAGCUGCCCCUCCUGCCGUCCAAGUCUCGGACGCUGAAGAAGCACACGGAGAACAAGGAGAACAUAGAGGCGGGAGUGGAAUCGCGACAGGAGCCCCCUGGGCAGGGCGCCCCCUCAGGCCUGUCUACCAGCCUGUUCACGGGAGACAGUGCAGGAGGUUCCCCCGCCCUGCCACGUAAGCAGAGGGACAAGUCUCCCAGCAGCCUCCUGGAAGACUCCAGGGAGACCACCUUCACUCGGGACCGCAAGGCGGGCUUCUUCAGCUCCUUCAUGAAGAAGAAGCCCUCUCCGCAGCAGAGCCUGCCCACGCCGCCCAAGAGGAGCAGCUCAUUCCGCGAGAUGGAGAAUCAGCCGCACAAAAAGUACGAGCCCACCUCCAGCUUUGGCAGCUUCAACGCUCCUCUGCCGCAGGUGGACGGACUCAACUUCUCACCCUCCCACGGUGGGGAGAGCAACCAUGUGCAGUCCCGGUGCUGUGGGGCCAGCUUCGGCCAAAAGCCCUCUGCCAACCCCAGUGCCGGGGCGGGGGGAGCCGCCGCCACCGCGGCCCCCCCAGGGGGCAGCAGUUGGGCGGGCAUAGCUGGGUUCUUCACCCCCCGGCUGAUCAAAAAGACCUUGGGACUGAGGGCUGGGAAGCCUACAGGAUCAGACGAAGUAGCUGGUCAUACAGCCAAGCCUUUUCCCCGGUCCAACUCUACUUCUUCCAUGUCCUCAGGGCUGCCUGACUUGGAGCGAAUGGCCCUCACGCUACCCAGAAAUGCGCAUCGUUCCAAAGCUCCACUAGAAAGGACAUCGUCCACCACCUCACAGCCUGAGGAAGGCACAGGGCGAUCAUCUGAAGCUCUGCUCCGCAAAAUGGACGAGGGCACUGCCCAGAUCCGCGAUAGACCCAAAGCCAAGCUACUACCCCGUGGGGCUGGCAGCGGGGCCCAGAGGGUGCCAGGCGUUGGGGGCGAAUCGGAUACCGAUUCACACUGCAGGUCCAAAGAGGGGCCCCUUGAGGCGGGUCAGGACAGGCAGGGCUGGUCUUCCCCUUCCAAAGCUGCAGGAACAGCUCCAGCUGCAGCUCACAAUCACAAGGUUCCAGUACUGAUCUCGCCCACACUGAAACACGCUCCGGCCGAUGUGCACCUUAUUGGCAUCGACUCUCAGGGGAACAGGUUUAAGCUCCUCUCGGAGCACCAGGGAGACAGGGACCGGCCCAGGCUGGUGAAACCCAAGUGCGCCCCUCCACCCCCGCCCACUCUGCGCCUCCUGCAGCACCCCUCCACUGCGCUCUACAGUGGGGAUGGCGCUGAGGAGCCGGUGGUGAGUGGCGGCGUGACCGAGGUGAACGGCGAUGGGCUGAAGAAAUCUGGGAAAACCACCGGAGGGAGACCGUCUGUGCCCCCACCGCAAGUGCCUCCAUCCUCGUCGCUGUCGGGUUCUUCCUCCUCCUCCUCCUCCAGUGCCACUCCCACGAAGUUGGUGAACGGGGCCACCAGCAUCCCCACAGGCGCUGGGGGUGGCGCCAAAUUGGCCCUCCGCAGAACGCGGCAGCAGGCAGAGAAGGUGCCUCUGGAGAAGAUCAGCAAGGAGGCCCUGCUGGAGUGCGCGGAGUCUCUGAGCAGCGCCUUGCACGGGAGCCCAGAGCCCUCCUCCAGCAGCCAGGUGCUCGAUGCGGGUCACCAACUCUUGGACUACUGCUCGGGCUACGUGGACUGUAUACCGCAAAUGCGCAACAAGUUUGCCUUCAGGGAGGCAGUGGGAAAACUGGAACUUAGUCUGCAGGAGCUACGGGCAUCCUCGGGCAGCAGUGCCGGAGCUAGCCCGGCCCUGGGCAACCUACAGACCUGCAUAAAGGAGAUCAGCGAUGUGGUGCAGAGGUAGCCACCACAACCCUCCACUGUCCCCUUGUACUUCGGGGACAAAGAUAUCUCAGAGUACCUCACUACAUUGAUCACAUUGUUUACAGUCUUUGAAAGUCAGUGGGAACACUGUUGCUGAUCAUCCCAUGUGUAGGACUGGAAAAGUUCUUUGCCCUUGCAAAUUGACUUGUCAUUUUCCUUGUUGGCCAGGAGUGCUCUGCUAGAGCACCAAUUUGCUUCAGCCCAUCACGAUUGGGUUUAUCUGGGGCCAGAGUGAGAGACUACAGGCAAAGUGGAUAAAAAUGAACGCAAACAUGUAAUCAGAGAAAGGAGACCGAGGUGCUGGCAAAGUGGAUCAUCUUAUGUGACACAUAGUUAAGAACUACAGAACAAAAGUGCUUCCCCGUGACCUUAGAAAUUAAUCAGAGUUUCUGGCAUAGGAUAGCCAAGCCACCUAAGUCAGAUUUGUGAACGCACUUGUCAUUGUUGGGACUUCUCUUUUUUUUUAACUUUUUUUUUUUUAAAGACAGAAAUGACAUCUUCAUUUCCUGGACAGGAAAUCUUCAUUAAAAAAAAUCAAAUUAUACUUCCUGCAACUCCCACAAAAUAUUGUAAUCAUUUGUUAGUGUUUGCACUUGUGAAGACUGAAGGCUCUAGAUUCAUGUCAUGAUUCUUGUGUGGCACUAUUGGUGCAGUUCUUCACGCGUUUGCAUCCAGGCUAAGGUUCUCCCAGGCACACAUUGCACGAGGCUGUCCGGAAGAGUCAUCCGUGCAACAGCAGAACAUUGUAAGGUUUUAAGGCACAGCACCCUUGUUGUUCAGAUGUUACUACACGAGGUACAUGCAGCUGGAAGACAUCAUUUCAGAACCUCCUGAAUGAGGUCGGAGCUCUUUGUAUAGCAAAAUGUCCCUGCAGUACAGCCAAAUUUUCAUUUGGAUUUAAACAAUAUUGUAAAAAAGCAGCAUUACCUUUGUUGCCAUCCUUUUAAUCUUGCCAAGUUUCCCAUUUAAUUUCCCAUCUGUUUUUACAGAUGAAAUUGAACAUUUUAUUUCCAGGUUUUUUUAAGCACCAGUACAACACAUGGUGGAAAAACAGGGUGCUGUUUCUUAAACUGCAGAACACAGCAGUCUCUGUGCGGUAUAACGGUAUUUUUGUUGAUAUCGCAGAAAUGUUAAAUGUUCAGAACAUACAAAACUGUUUUGGUCCAGCUGAUUUGCAUUGUGGAGUUUUGCUAAGGUGACUGAUCUCCGUUAUCUUUAAUCAGCAAACGAUAUGUCAUAGAGCAGGUCUGACCGCAAUGAUUCGACCUGGUGCGAACUGGAAGUGGUUUGUUAUGCUGAAACAUCAAUGGACAAGUGUGUGUAGGCUCUUCCCUGUAAUUCUAGUCCUUUAUUUUUAUUUUUUUUUUAACUAUUGCAGUGGCCUGCUGUGUGAAACAUGAGCAGCCUGAAGUAGAACUAAUGAUGACACCAAGCACAAAAUGGAUGGUGCACAAACACACCUACUUCUGGUGAACUAUGGGGAAUACUUUAGGCAAGCGUGGAGGAAAAGUACUGGUAAAAAACUUUCAGGCAAAAUCCAUUCCCUUUUAUAGUUAGUUUGGGGUGCUGAAUUUAAUACAACAGGGCUUUGCAUAGGAAUGUUCCCCAGUAAACUUACUCUAACCCCAUGCGAUCUGACAUAUUUGUAAGAGCUGAAAAAGAGGAAGCAAAGUGAGUACGAAGCAGGCAAAAAAUGUCAUCCUUUGUCUCUCCUCUGUGAACUUGGCAUAGCUUCCCAAUUUGACUGUCGUUUAGCUCAGCUUAGCUUUUAACGGCUCCUUGUAUGAGUGGUUGGACUGCAUUAAACUUCUAUAAGUCUAAUACAGAGCAACAUCAUAUGCUGACUACUGCACCCUAGUGUUAUAAGGAAAGGACUUAUUUCAAUGGCAAACGCUUCAGUGGUAUUAAGUAAACAACAGUGCUGCUGCUGUGGAUCCUGACCAAAGGGGGACAGGGGUGUCUGCACCUACAUUAAGAAGUGAAUCUUUUGUAACUGUUUUGAACUGGAAAAGGAACUGAUAAGGGGGAAAAAAGAUCAUACUUCAUCUUGUGACCUUUUUUUCCUUUUCACAUUUAAUUACUGUAUUCUUUUGUUUCUUAACAAAAACAUAUCUGUCGAUAGAAUGUUCUACUUUUGUUUUGAUGUAUAGAAAAGUCGAUAGUGACUUAAUCUCAAACAUAUUACAGAUUCACUCCUAAUAUGUAGUCGGUUUAAUGAUUUAAUGCGGACUUCUUAUUUAGUGAACAAAAUCCAGACCAAGUUUAUACAAUUAAAUACAAGUAAAUAAGAAAGUGUGUUGGCAGACUGCAGACUUUCAGAAAAAGUGUGCUUCAGAAACUGGCCUUUUUCAUUGUUUCAGAUCAAAUCUCAAUAACAGUUAGAUAAAUGUUCUCACUAUUUCCUAUUUCCGUGUUAGAAUUACUUAUAUGUGGCACAUUUGUCCCAGUCUUUCAGGGACACUUUUUUAUUUAAUAUCUGUUAAUAAGAUUUUGUCCAGUUCAUAGUUCAAAGAUUUAUUAGGCUAUAAAAGACCAGAUUCGGUUGAUUUUAACCCAGUAUGGGAAACUCAUAAUUUGUCUAGAAAUCAGACACCAUUGAUCCAGGGUGAUCACAAGACUGACGUUUCCCAUCUCUGUCAUUUUCUAUUUGCUUUGAAGACGACAGAUGCUUUUCAGUCAAAUGUGUUGUCUUUCCAUUUUUAUUUGCCAGUAACUGGUGUGACCUAUCAUAAAACAGUCAAAACAGACAUCAUCUUAUCUGUAGUUUAUUGAAAAAUAUUUUAAUUUUUAUUUUAAUUUGCUUGUUGACGGUAAAAACCCAUUUCUCAAAUCGAACUUGAUUACUUUCUUUAACAAAAGCAAACUGACUUUUCUGCCUGAAGUCAAAUUAAGAUGGAAAGUAGAGGUGAAAAUCUUUUUUUUUUCUGAGAAAUUAAUGCUUUGGUAUGAUCUUUCUGUGGGAGUUGUUUUGCUUUACAUUUGUAUCUUUAAAUGCCUUUGCCGAUAGCUGAUAUAGAGUGGAAAUCCCCCCACUUUCCUCACCUUAACCUCGAAUCAGUCCUAAAGCAUUUUAUUCUCGCGCACAUUAUUGUACUUGAAGACAGCUGCCUGUUAAAGGAAAAGAAAAACAUGAGCCCUGCAAGUACUGGAACAAAAUCAUCCAUUCUACUUAAGCCCUCCAUUUUUUUUAUUUUUAUAUGAAUUCUUCCCAUUAAUACAUUGAAAAUGUAUUUCCAAAAGCACCAUACGAUCACACUGUUCGACUUCAUUGUGACUUGCACUGUAGUCUUUUCGGGGUUCCAUCAAUAGUUGAUGGAGUAGGGGGAAAGGACAAAGGGUCGGGCUUCCAUCCCAUAUUUGGGGGGCACCCAUGGCGAUUACAGUUUUUUGGUGACCAAAAUCAACCUCAGCUGCAAACCUCUGUUGUUCCUCCAGGCCAUUAUGGGUUUCACUGUAAGACCUCAAGAAACAAAGGCCAUUGAGUGACUCUAAACUUGCCUUUGCCCAGUGAUUUGUGGUGCCUUUUGUAAAAGACAUUUAUUGCAUUGUGCACUACUGUGUUGGAUAAAACUGUAGCCAGGUUUUGUACAAACCAGUUUGAUCUUUUUGUUUUCCAGCAGUUCCUAGUUUCAUAAUGAAACAGAUUGUCCAGUGACUGUGUUCUGCACAUAUUCAGUCACCUGUCAGAUAUUUUGUUCUUUGAUUGUUUGUCUUAAGUGUUGCAGACGUCUACCUGAGUGUAUAUGUAGCCCAACCUUGCUGUUGAAAACCAUUAGAGUCAAGUGACUUGAAAUCAAAUCAUUCAGAUCAUCUGUCUGGUGGGAUAACUGAUGUGCAAACAGAAUACUUUAUUAUACUUUUAACAGUUUGUUUGUACAGACAACACACUUUUAAAACAACUUUGCACUCAAUGAAAUAUUUCUGUAUGUAUUUUUGACAUUUCUGCACCCCUGAUGUAGAAAAUUGCUCUUAGGAAUGGUUGUCUAAAAGUGAGAUUAGCAAAGAAUGUUAGAGCUUUCACACAUGGCCUUCGACUCCUUCUUUUUUAGAAAAAGAAAAAUGUGGCUUCCAAUCCAAUUUCAGAAGGGAAACACGCACAGAGAUCAGUUUUCAAAGAGCAUGUCAUAAUCUUACAAGUCAAUUUUUGUUUGAUUAAUUACCGGUUUUCUUUCAAUAAUCAGUCCGCAAAAUCAAAUCCGCAUUUGAGGGAGGCCAGAAAACAAACGGAAAACAGAAGACUUUCCCUUGUUUGGUCGGUUUCACUUAUUCAGCCUCUUGAUCAGAAUGCUUGUUCCAAGCAAAAUCAAUUGGAUCGCAAAUUGAGGUUUCUGUAGGGUGUAGUUGAAAAUGGAAGUUUCAUUUUCUCUGUGUUUUCGGAAUUCCAUCAUUUUUAUCAAUAUUUCUGAAUUUUGCAUGGCUUAGUUUUCCCUCAGUAUCAAUCUCCCUGGUAAUUUAAACAAAUAGUGCCAUUUUGAAAAUCUAAAUCUAAAUAAAAGUGCUAUAGGCAUGUACCAACCAUGAGCAUAUUAUCCAUGCAAACAGGUUUCCUAAGAUCUUCACAUUUUAUGGAUUUAUUUAUUUUUUCCUGUAUGUAAUAUGAAAUUGCAUCAUGUGCAACUCUUCCUGUCUUGUAUGUUGUUUUAAACAGUGCUGAAGAAACACUACAUAAGCAUUUUAUACCAAAGGCCACUUUUUUCUUCAGUUCUACUAGUGCAAUGAAAACUAAACACUUCUUAAUUGUAAAUAUGUGAAUUUUAACAGGGAUUUAAAUGAAUGGCAGAUGUUAACAAAAUUAACACUAUCAGUAUUUUUUGUUUUUUUUAUUGUAAAAUAUAUAUUUUUUGUGUUUCUAAUUUAAAUCUCACAUUUGAAUAUUGUAUUACUGUGAAGUUCUCUUUAUCAGUGUUAAACUUGAUGUAAAUAAAAAAUACCAGGGUCCUCUAUGUUACUGGCCAGAUUUGCCAACUUGCAUUUUUUUGUUUUGUUUUAAAUAAAAUAAAAACUGAAAAUCA
Molecule: messenger RNA, 8898 nt
Organism: Lepisosteus oculatus (spotted gar)
Lineage: Eukaryota; Metazoa; Chordata; Actinopteri; Semionotiformes; Lepisosteidae
Gene: abl2
Product: c-abl oncogene 2, non-receptor tyrosine kinase
Biological process (GO): regulation of apoptotic process; protein phosphorylation
Molecular function (GO): ATP binding; protein binding; non-membrane spanning protein tyrosine kinase activity
Source: RefSeq, a predicted model, not a curated record